Messenger RNA from Paramuricea clavata, 572 nucleotides. The record is from the annotation of a GenBank genome assembly. NCBI's taxonomy places the organism in Eukaryota, Metazoa, Cnidaria, Anthozoa, Malacalcyonacea, Plexauridae.
AUGAAAGGUGGAAAAGGAGCCGUCGACAUUACAGCAGCUGUUCAAUCUGAUCUUAGCUCUUCAUUAAAAGGACACAAACAGAACGAGGCUCAAAAACUUUCUCGCAGAAAAUCCAAAUCCUUUCAAGAGUCGAUUGCAGAAGAUCUAAUUCAGAGAAAACCAACUACAAGUGAUGGUUCCUUUGUUAUUGGAUCGGUAAACCAUUCCAAUAUCCAACAGUCAUCAUCCAUGAGUACGCCAGCCGGCUUGACUCGUUAUCCUCCAUUCUUGUCGAUGGCAUCCGUAUUCCAGUCAACAAACCAAUACGUCGUCACUGGUGCACAAUCCUUUCUUGCUCCACUGAUGACUCCGCGUGAGCCAACCCUUACUUCGGCCGUACAGUACAGUAAUAGAGAUAGUGUUACAUUCCAACAGCCUUCUACCUCAUCUGCCACCUGCGGUCAGAUUGAAAGCCAGCCUUGCAUUGGCAUUCCGCAACCACAAUGUCGCCAAUUAAGUGGUGUUGAUAUACAGCAGCAAAGCAAUGCAAGCAAUCGUUUUGCUUCCUGGAAUUCCAGCAUGUUCCCAUACCG